Molecule: messenger RNA, 567 nt
Organism: Heterocephalus glaber (naked mole-rat)
Lineage: Eukaryota; Metazoa; Chordata; Mammalia; Rodentia; Bathyergidae
Source: RefSeq, a predicted model, not a curated record
AUGGAAAACUGCACCGGGGUAAGAGAGUUUGUCUUCCUUGGCCUAACCCAGGAUCCAGACGCGAGCGGGCUCCUGUUUCUCCUCCUGCUCCUGGUGUACGUCACAACCCUGCUGGGAAACCUCCUCAUCAUGGUGACCGUGACCUGUGACUCUCACCUCCACACCCCCAUGUACUUGCUGCUCCACAAUCUCUCUGUCUUGGACAUCUGCUUCUCCUCCAUCACGGCUCCCAACGUCCUCAUAGACCUUCUUUCCUGGAAAAAGGCCAUCUCCUUCAAUGGAUGCAUCACCCAGAUGUUCUUCUUCCACCUGCUGGGGGGAGCAGAUGUGUUUUCUCUCUCCGUCAUGGCCUUGGAUCGGUACGUGGCCAUCUCCAGGCCCCUGCACUACGUGACCAUCAUGAGCAGGGGGCGCUGCUCAGCCCUCAUCGCGGCCUCCUGGCUGGGGGGCUUUGUCCACUCCAUCGUGCAGAUUUCCCUCUUGCUCCCUCUCCCCUUCAGAGAGAGAGAGAGAGAGAGAGAGAGAGAGAGAGAUCAUGCCCAUGCUUUGCAGGACUCCACAAUGUGA